CGCAGACAAACAACUUUAUUGCAGGACAAGUUGGACAAGCACUGACUGACUGACUGGGAAGUGCAUUCAGCUGCAGACAGGUGUGUUUCUCUCUGCAGUCAUGACUGAGUCCUUUGACAAAGCAGUGCAGGAGGUAAAGGUGCUGAAGCAGAAGCCAGACCAAGAAGAAAUUUUAGCCCUAUAUGGUUUAUAUAAGCAGGCCACAGCUGGAGAUAUUAACACAGGCCGUCCAGGGAUGUUUGACUUCACAGGAAAAGCAAAAUGGGAUGCAUGGGACGCAAGGAAAGGACUUUCCAAAGAUGAAGCAAUGGCCGCCUAUGUUGAUUUGGUGGAGGGGCUAAAGGAAAAAUAUGGAAUCUAGAGUCUGUUUGUCACAAAUGCUGCUGUGUCUGUAGAACUUAUCAUCAGUGGAAACCACUACUCUGUCAAAAGAUAAAACAAUUUGUCAAAGUAUUCCUACACUGUAUACAGUUUCUGAGGAUCUGUAUACAGAACUGGAUAUCAAAAAUAAAGACUUGAUCAUUAGGCUUCAGACUUAACCUGUUACUGUCCUCACAGAAAAACAACUUAUGAGGCCAAAUGUCCAACGUAUUGUCCCUCACACCCUGAACGGACACAGUUUGGGUGAAGCCCAUGUGGUUUUGUCGCAUUGUGCAAAAUGAGCAUUCAUUGAGUUCCUGCAGCUUCCUCUGAAGAUUCUGUUGCAUUAUGGGAAAUGUGGGAUCCAGUAUUUUAGGUGCUUUAUAAUAAUAAUAAUCAUCUUUAUUACCAUGCUCAGGACAAACAGUCAGGAUAUCUUGGCAUCUACUAUAUUUAUAUCCCCUAUAUAUUUAUAUCCCCUAUAUUUAUAGAAGUGUGUUACCACGUAUCUGUAGUGGCCCCUUUAAUUUGACUUUACAGAAUUUCAGCAGUUUUAACUCUGAGUAGUGGAUCCCUCCCAAAUUCUGUCAGCCAAAAUUUUAAACAUCUUGACAU
Molecule: messenger RNA, 975 nt
Organism: Toxotes jaculatrix (banded archerfish)
Lineage: Eukaryota; Metazoa; Chordata; Actinopteri; Toxotidae
Product: acyl-CoA-binding protein-like
Exons: 4
Coding region: 101-361 (86 amino acids)
Biological process (GO): fatty acid metabolic process
Molecular function (GO): fatty-acyl-CoA binding
Source: RefSeq, a predicted model, not a curated record